Messenger RNA from Microsporum canis CBS 113480, 951 nucleotides. Its product is annotated as extensin. The transcript is spliced from 2 exons. Gene Ontology annotation, molecular function: protein dimerization activity. Lineage: Eukaryota; Fungi; Ascomycota; Eurotiomycetes; Onygenales; Arthrodermataceae. The coding region runs from base 1 to 951 and encodes 316 amino acids. The record is from RefSeq and is a predicted model, not a curated record.
AUGCCCAGGCCACGCCUGCCUCUGACGCCGGCAUCGUCCACCGACAUCGCCGCCAUGGACAAGAGCGCAGACGACCUCUACUUCUCGCUCCCGCCCGCAGCCAUCCACGGCGCUGCCACGACUGCCGGCCAGGAGGACGACGGGCGGCGACGCAAGAGACAGCCGGAGUUCAGCCUGCCGCCGCCGCCCACGCGCACCCGCAAGAUCAUCCAGGUCAAGCCCAAGACCCGGCAGGGCGACGACGACGACGCCGAGCAGGCCGCCGGCAGCGGGAGGAAGAAGGCCAGCGCGGCGACCGCGGCCGGACGCAAGAUCGCCAGACGCACCGCACACUCCCUCAUCGAGCGGCGGCGGCGCUCCAAGAUGAACCAGGAGUUCGCCACGCUCAAGGACAUGAUCCCCGCCUGCCGCGGACACGAGAUGCACAAGCUCGCCAUCCUCCAGGCCAGCAUCGAGUACGUCAACUACCUGGAGAGCUGCGUCAAGGACCUCAAGGCGCGGCGGGACGAGACGCCCACCUCGCCCGCGUGGCAGCCGUCCGUCCCGCUCGACGGCACCAGCAGCUACUCCGUCUCGCCCGACCUCGACCCGCUCUGCGCCUCCGCCAUCCCCUCGCCCGCCCAGAGCGCCAGAGAGUGCUCGUCACGUGCCUCCUUCGACAUCAUCCCCAUGGUCCUGCCCUCGCCCGCCCUGCGCCCUACCACCAGCACCACCAGCAACGCCUCCACCAGGUCGUACAGCAUGUCCACCUCGACCACCACCUCCCCGCUGCUCGUCCCCUCCUCCGACGAGGUCGCCGUCCAGGACACCGACAUGGACCGCGAGGCCACCGCCGCCCUCCUCAUGCUCAACAACGACCGCAGACACUCCAACACCCUGCCCUCGCCCACCAUAUGGCCCGACGCCCGGCGCAAGAUGGGCAUGAGCGUGCACGACCUCCUCACCCACUAG